AUGCAAAGCAUCCCUGGCUCAUCUGCCCAGAACCAGGUCUCUGCCUCUCUAUCUGCUCCAAAGAUAAAUGUCAGUCAGUUGGACAGCAUUCUUGCCUCAAAGGCCUCGGAAAUCGUUGACGACGAGACCAUCUAUAUCAAUUCCAUAGUGUCCAGCCCUCAAAAGGAGAGCGAUGGCCAAAAUGCCUUUAUUUCUUAUCUUAUCGAGACCCACACAAACAAUCCUGUUUUCCAAUCCAAAAAUAUCAAGGUCAGAAGAAGAUUCUCUGAUUUCUACUUGCUCUACCAAUGUCUCCUAAACGACUAUCCAGCCAGUAUCGUACCUCCAUUGCCUGAUAAACAGAGACUUGAGUACAUCAAGGGUGAUCGUUUUGGCUACGAUUUCACAAAUAAAAGAUGUUCAUCUUUAAACAGAUUCUUGAAAAGAUUGUCUUUGCAUCCUGUACUAAAAAGAGCAAAAAUUUACCUUAUUUUCCUAGAAAGUGCUGAUUGGAACUCCUACAAGAAAAACCUCAAUUUAAAACACUCCAUAUACUCUUCAUCAAAAUCAACUAACGAUAAUGACAAAAAUUUAAUAUUUGAAUCCAUCUCGUCAGCCCCCUCAAUGGUUGAUACCUUAUCCGACGCAUUAAUGAACGCUUUUAAAUCCCCUCAACAACAGCCAAAUAAAGAAUUUCUAGAAAUCAAUGAAAGAUGCAAUAAGUUGAAUGAAAAUAUCACCAAAAUCGACAAAGUGUUUCAAAAAUACGUUAAAAAAAUUGGCGACUUGGACACUAAUUAUCUCAAUUUCUCUAAACAAGUUUUAAGACUAAACGAACUAGAAAUAGACAAUGAUUUAACUUUUGAUUCAAUUUUAAAUCCACCACCUAUAAACAAUAAACUAUCGUAUGGCUUAAACAAAUUGAAAACUUAUAUUGAUAAUGACUACAUAACUUCAUUAAAGGACUUGGAAAAUUAUAUAUAUUCAAUCAAAAGUAUAAUGAAACUAAAAGAACAAAAACAACUAGACUAUGAAGCAUUGACCGAAUAUCUAAGCAAAGCAAUUAACGAAAAAAAUACAAUCACAAAUGGUGGCUCCACUGGUAGCUUUUUAAGUUCAAAAUUUGAUGACUUGAGAGGUGUCAAUACUCAAUUACAAAAAAAGGAAAAACUAAUCAAAUUAAACUCAAAAAUUGAACUACUAGAAAAAGAAGUGGCAAAAACUAAAAAAAUCACUGAAAUUUUUGAAAAUGAAAUAUUACACGAAGUUCAAUACUUUGAUGUAAUCAAAAAUAACGAAAUUAAAGAUAAUCUAAUUAAUCUCGGUGAUAAUUACAUUACUUUUUAUAAGGAUAUGAUUUCAACUUGGGAAGAUGUUGAAAAAGGUUUGGAGAAGGAUAUAUAUGAAUAUGAAAGAAAUUUAAGACAAUAA
Molecule: messenger RNA, 1410 nt
Organism: Ascoidea rubescens DSM 1968
Lineage: Eukaryota; Fungi; Ascomycota; Saccharomycetes; Ascoideales; Ascoideaceae
Gene: SNX4
Product: Snx4p
Exons: 2
Coding region: 1-1410 (469 amino acids)
Biological process (GO): cytoplasm to vacuole targeting by the Cvt pathway; autophagy
Cellular component (GO): phagophore assembly site
Molecular function (GO): phosphatidylinositol binding
Source: RefSeq, a predicted model, not a curated record